This is a messenger RNA of Condylostylus longicornis, 4718 nucleotides long. RefSeq names its product protein sickie-like. The transcript has 10 exons. Gene Ontology annotation, biological process: neurogenesis; nervous system development. NCBI's taxonomy places the organism in Eukaryota, Metazoa, Arthropoda, Insecta, Diptera, Dolichopodidae. The coding region runs from base 115 to 4653 and encodes 1512 amino acids. The record is from RefSeq and is a predicted model, not a curated record.
AUUAAAAUGUUUAAAUAAAGUGCUAAAAAUAAUAGUGAAUUUUAUAUAAUUAAAAUUCAAUAUCACUAUAACAUUAAAAUUACUAUGUAAUUUUGUACGAAAAUUUUUAACAAUAUGGGUAAUUCAUCUUCUUCAAAUAAUGGCGGAAAUAAAAAUAAUCGAAAAUGUCGAAGUUUACCAAAUUCACCAGAUGUAAAAAGACAAAUACCUGUACCGUACUCAAAAACAAAUGGUGGGACAGCAAUACCAUUACCAGCAACGGUAUUAGUACAACGUAGAUGUCCGCCAGAUAAAAUAAGACCAUUACCGCCUACACCAAAUCAUGUGCCAUGUACCGGAAAAAAUGUUCCAAAUGGUGGCGAAUCCAUUAAUAUUUCUCCAUCAAAUAAUAUUUCACCAAAUCAGAAAUCUUCAAAUAGUAAUGGAUUACGUCAGCCACAAUGUAAAAUACCAUCUAGUCCAUAUGCUAUACCAUCUCAAACGACAUCUACAACAAUAACAGCAACAACAACGAACUCGUCGAAUUCCGUCCAAAAUUCUUCGAAUCAACAGCAAAAUGUACCACCACCAUUACCAGCAUCAAAUCCUACAACACAAUCACAAACAACAACAGCAACGAAACAUUCAAUGCUUGAAAAAUUAAAACUUUUCAAAUCUGAUAAAUCAUCAUCGAAUUCAACUAGUUCAUCAACAAAAUCUCAAGUAUCGAAACGUACUAGUUCAAGUAGUGGUUUCUCAUCAGCACGUAGUGAACGUAGUGAUUCUAGUUUAAGUUUAAAUGAUAGUAAUAAUCAUGGUACUUUAUUACAAAAUCAACAACAACAGCAACUACCUCCACCGACCCAUUUAAAACCACCUAAUAUUAUUGCAACAACAAUACCAACAACAGUAAGUCCACAAAAUGCAACAGCAUCAUCAACUGCAACAAGUUCAUCUCGUACAAAAGAUUCAUCAACAAAGAAACAAUCCAAAUUAUUUUCAUCUUCCAAUGGCGGCGGUAACAGUAGUAGUAGUAGUAGUGGACAAAAAAAUAAAGAUUUACUAUCGGCUGGAUCAUCAACAAAACAAAAGGACAAUAAUAAACAAAAAGAGAAAAGUCCCGCCCGACAUAAUUCUACAAAAGAUGAUAUAAGCGACUCUAAAUUAAUUUCGUCUUCAAGUGGUAAUAGUAAAAGUCAAAAACUUUCUUCGAAAUUAAAUAUUACCGAACAACAAAAAUUAAAAUCGUCUUCCAAAUUAUCAUUGAAUAGUACUAAAUCAUCUGAUUCGAAAACAAGCAAUACAAAUGUCCAACAACAACAGCAACAAAAUUUAAAAUUGCAACAACAAAGUGGUCUUAUGACAAUAACAAAUCCUAAUGGUACCGGUAUACCGAAACCGAUGGCUGCUGUUAAAGGUACAAGUAAAACUGUCCAAAUUACAAUUGAAAAAUCAUCACAUCAUCAACAACAACAACAACAACAGCAGCAGCUUCAACAGCAGCAACAACAACAGCAUCAUCAUCUGCAAUUACAGCAAUUACAUUCAAAACCAAAUUUAGAUUUGGAACAUGUUAAAUCCGAAAAACAAGACAUAUCACUGCUACGUAACGCAUAUAAUGAUCCUAGCAUAUCAGUUGCAGCAACAAAUCAUUUAGAUAAUACAAAAACAAAUAUUGUAAAUCCAUUAAAUAUUGAAAAUAAUUUAAUAAUAGGAUCAGCAACGACAACAACAACAUCAGCAAAUGUAGCUGGAAUUUCAUUAACCAAUGGUCCAAUUUUAUAUAAUAAAAUUUUACAACAGCAACAAAUCAAUAACAUAUCAAUGAGUGAUAGUUUAAAUUCAACAUCAACAACAAAUUCAGGUGGCUUACAUUCAAAUUCAAGUGAAUCAAGUGUUAUUUAUAGACCUGGUUCUGAAUCAGAAACAUCCGAAUAUUUAACUAAUAAUAAUAGUAACAAUAGUAGUAGUUGUCGUAAUGGUACAACAUCAGGAACAUCAGGAUCAAAUAUUAAUAAUAUGACAACAAAACAGCAAAUGAAUUUUUCAAAUAAAAAAUUUGAUCAAUUUUUACAAUUACAACAGCAACAGCAACAAAAUUCAAUAAUAUCACGAAAAUCAAAUCAACAAUUACAAUUUCAAAAUCGUUUACAAACUCAACAACAUCAAAAAUUUAAUACAGUACCAAGUAAAAUGGGACCAAAUAGUAUUAUUGGUAAUUGUGGUAUUAUAACAACAACAAGAGAUGUUAUAGCUAGUAAUAUUGUUGGUAAUAACGGAAUUACUGGUAAUAAUAGCCAAUUAAUUGCUGGUACAAUUUAUGAAGAAGAUAAACAUAAUUUAAGUAUAAUACCAAUGAGACCAUUAUUAAGAGGUUAUAAUAGUCAUGUAACAUUACCAACACGUGGUACUAGAAGUGGACAACAUUUUAUUAAUGAAUUUUAUGAUUCGGAUAUUGGUGGUACCGGUUAUAUGAGUGAUGGUGAUUCAUUAAGACGUCAUCAUCAUAAUCAACAAACGCAUUCAAAUCAAUCAGCAUCAUCAUCAAGAACAGGAACAACAACAAUACGAUAUUCUGAUAUUGAUAAUGGUUAUUUAUCAGAAGGUAGUAUCGGUAUUGUACAUAAUCAAAAUCAUCAUAAUCAUCAACAUCAUAAUCAACAUCAUCAUCAUCAACAUCAAAGUCAUAGUAGUAAACAUUUUUUAAAUAUUAUGCGUGGACGUCAAUUACCAACAACAAUUGAAGAAAGAGUUCGUGGUAGUCGUGGCAGUUUAGAAAGUAUUAUAACGGCACCAGCAUCAAUUAAUUUAACAACAUCCUUAAAUGCACAACAGCAACAACAACAACCAAAUAAUUUAAAUUGUAAUUUGAGCGGCAACUCCAGUAAUAUAAACUUAAAAAAUAAUACUAACGAUAAUUGUAGUAAUAAUACUGAUAAUAACAGUAUAAUUAAAAUGGAUAUUAAUGGUGUUACUGUUAAUAAUAGUGGAAAUUAUAUUGGUAGCACUGCUGGUACUGAUAAUAAUUGCCAACAACAACAACAAUUACAUGAAAAUUCUAUUAGUAAUCGUUCUUCAUCUCGUACAACACAAAUAAAUAGUAAUCAACAAAAUGGACGUGAUAAUUGGCAUAAAAUGCCAGAACCAAAUCCAACAAAUACAACAACAAAUGUAAUACAACAACAAUUAUUACAUCAACAAGGAUUAAAUGCAACUGUUACAUCAAGUCCAAAUCCAAAUCGUAAAGAUAAAUCAUCACCAAAUAGACGUGGUUUAUCAUCAUCAUCAUCAUCUUCAUCUUCAAAACAAUCAUCAUCGGGUAGAACAAAAGGUGUACCGCAAAGUUUUGGUUAUGUUAAACGUACAAAUGGUUCAGCAACGGGUACUAUAACAUCAACUGAUCAACAAGGUAUGUUAUUAUUGCAACAACAACAGCAACAACAUCAACAACAACAACAGCAGCAGCAACAUCAUUCGAGUAGAACAGCACAUGUAUCUGCUGUACCAAGAUCUGGUAAAAUUAAAGUAUCCGGUGGUACACAAACAUGCCAAAAUGAUUUACAAACAAAAAUACCACCAAAUGUACAACAUAGAAGUUUCUCAUUAACUGGACCCGGUGCUACACAAUUAAGUCAAUCGAUACGUGAACGUUUAAGUAAUGGAUCACAUAGUUUACCGAAACCUGGUUCAGAUAUGCAUAUGUUUCAACAUAGGAUUGCAAAUAGAAAUUCUAAUAAAAUUCUUGAUGGUAGUUUAUCAGAUACACAAACAUAUGCUGAAGUUAAACCAGAAUAUAGUACAUAUGCAAUGUGGUUAAAACAUAGUAAUACGACAGCAAGUCGUUUAUCAGAAGGAGAUUCAAUUGAAAGUUUACAACAUAUUAUGGGUUCACCUGGAAUGCAAAGGCAUAGUGCACAUAAAUUAAUGCAACGUACUUUAACUAAUACCAGUGGUAAUAGUAGUAGUAAUGGUGGCAGUGGUAGUAAUGUUAACUGUAAUAAUACUCCAAAUACUAUUAAUUCAAAUACAAUUUCAAGUAAUGGCGGUACAACCAUAGAGAGCACUUAUGUUCAAAGCCCUAGAAUGAAUCGGAGUAAUAGUAUUAGUUAUUUGAAAGAACGAACAUAUCCAAGAUCAACUAAAUCGGAAAAAAUGUAUCCAUCAAUGUUAAGUCGUGGUUCAGAUGUUGAAAUUGAACCAUAUUAUUGUUUACCGGUUGGUAGUAUACAUGGACAAAAUGGUAUGCCACCUGGUACUGGUCCUGGUGGUAGUGUUGUUGGUAUUAUACCAUGGAGUCAACCGACAUCACCAACACCUCCACAUAAUAGAAAUGCUUUAAUUACUAGUGCGGGUACAUUAUCACCAACACAAACACAUAGUAGUACAGGAUUACAAUCAAAUAGUAAUGGAAGUAGUAGUAUUGGUGGCCAUAAUAAUCUAUCAUCAUGUCAUAGAUUAACAUAUCCAAAAAAAAAUGAUGAGGUUCAUGGUAGCUCUGCAUCAUUAUUAUCUGGUGGUAGUUCAUUAUAUGGAUCAGCAGAAGAAAGGCAAGCAAAUGAAGUAAGACGUUUAAAACGUGAAUUAACUGAAGCUAGGGAGCAAGUUAUGAGCUUAUCAAGUCAAUUGUCAACAAAUGUAAGUAUUUUAUUUUUAUAUUUUGUGAAAAAUCUCUAAAAACAUAUUAUGAAUUUUUUAAAAAUUCCAAUCAUAAUCUUUUCAUAUUUCCGUAAUGCGCCCUA